Pimephales promelas (fathead minnow) is the source of this 2528-nucleotide messenger RNA. It is a transcript of the gene ppp1r12b, whose product is annotated as protein phosphatase 1, regulatory subunit 12B. The record is from RefSeq and is a predicted model, not a curated record. Gene Ontology annotation, cellular component: Z disc; cytoplasm; A band. Gene Ontology annotation, molecular function: protein kinase binding; phosphatase regulator activity; enzyme inhibitor activity. NCBI's taxonomy places the organism in Eukaryota, Metazoa, Chordata, Actinopteri, Cypriniformes, Leuciscidae.
GUAAUUGUAUGUAGACAGAACAGAGAGGGAGGGCUUUCAGUCGUCUGUAAAGUUAACAAAGAAAAGUCCUCUCCUUAUUUAGCUCUCAUUGUGUGUCCGCAUGAAUGAGUGAGUGUCAGAGAGAGAACAUCAGCUGGAGGAGAUCACAACUGUUUUUAUGCGUUUGUGAGAGAGGGAGUGAGACGGAAAUAGAGAAAGAGGGAGUGGAGAUAGCGAAGUGUAGAGGUACUUCUAAUUGUUUUCAUUUUUCUCUAAUGACCACCGUGCCUUGCGGAGGAACAGAAACACAGAUUGCCUGUCAGUCUCGCGAAACACACGUACUCCGCGUGAUCCUCUGGACGCACAAGUUUGCACCUGUUGAGCGUUUCUACUUCACGUCCUGCAGUCAUGGCCGUCUGCACAGCUGUGUGAAACGGUGCCUGCGUUUGUCAGGGAUCGUCCGUUUUAUCCAGGAGAGAGAUGUCAUCGCUCUAUUCGCGCAAGGACCUUUCCUCUCGCUCCAGAAAGUCCCUGUCGGACUCACCGCCUUCCUCUCCGUCCCCCAGCACCAAAUCCUUCAGACAAGACCGGGCGUCAAGGUCAGACUCCAGUGGAGUGGAGUCUCCGUCAGACCGACUGUCGGCUCGGACCGGCACAUACACACGCCGAGAGAACAGACUCGCCUCUUUGAGCAAAACAGACGACAACUCUGCCAGCAAGGACUAUAAGAAGCUGUACGAGGACGCGCUGGCUGAGAAUGAGAAGCUGAAGUCGAGACUGGACGACAGCAAACUGGAGCUCACCAAAAUCCGCUCACAGCUUGACAGAGUCGCACAGAAGCAGGACAGAAUAUCAGAGAGGUCCACUGUAUUUGAAUCAGAGAAAAGGGAAAAAGAAGCAUUGGAGAAAAAGGUUUCAGACAUGGAAGAAGAAUUAAAGACCCUUCCCGCUCUGGCUCGACUGCAGGCUCUCCGCAGGGGGAACGCGCACCUCCUAGUGGAGAACAAAGCCAUGCUGCGCACCCUCGCCCGCCUCUCUCAGACGGCCUCUCUCCCCGAGACGGAGGAUCUCUAAGUCCUCUGCUCGCUUCUCUGUCCCUUCCUCCCUCCUGUUCUCCGCUGCACCCUGUAGUCCUCUUCCUCUGCCCCUCUGCUGCACACCUCUCAGGCAGGUCUCGCUCUUUCAUUUGUUUCUUUUGCAUUGGUCAAGCUUUUCCAUCCAUUCUUUCUUUCUCGCUCUUUCUCUCCUGGGUCUGGGGAAGGGCAGCCCCUCACAUUCCUCCUGCAGGCGAUGGCUUUGAAGAUAUUUAUAGAUCUUCCAAAACCCAUGACCAAACGCCUCUACACUCCAGCAAUGUCCAAAUCAAAUCACAGUCACUGUAGCUUCACAUUCACAGUCUCUGCGAACACAUAAACACACUAAUAUUGGACUCCAAUAUUACUCACAGUUAGUAAAAAAGUAAAUCAAAUCAUUUUAAAAAUUACACAAAAUUACACAAACAAAAUAAUAAUAGAAUGAUUAACUACCUCCCCCCAAAAACACUAGAAUAAUAUAAUAAUAUUUUUUCUGACAAUAACUUUGGUUUGAAUGAAUAAACUUGAUGAAUGCUGUAAUUUCCUGGGUGUCACAAUUUUAUGAAAUGUUCUGUAUUGUUUAUUGGACGGAAAUCUGAUUUCAGGGAGCUUAAUUAUUAUCAAAAAUAUUAUGUUUUUUCAUGAAUGUAAUAAGUUAAGUAAUUGUAAAUGUAUCUGAUAUAUCUAAACGUUUUCUUUAUAAAAAAACAUGGGAGUUGUUCCUUUAAUUGCUUAAAGCCAGCAUGGACAAGAAAAAUAUAUACAUUUUUUGGGGGAAUUGAUGUUGUACAUGGGUAUUUGAUUGAUGGUUGGAUGGUUGUGGUUUGCUAUUGGUGGCUCUCAUGUGAGUGACAGGUUGCCCCGCCCUCACGCUAGUAAACACGUCAUCAGAGAAGAGAAGAGAUGCAAGAGGGAUGGGAAGUUACUUUGAUUAAAUAUUACAUUGAGAAUAUUAAAAAAAAAAUAAUAACAAUGAUGCACACUGAUAAAUCAUUUAUAAUAACCACUGCAAGAUUUCAUAUAUGUGUUUUUGUCAAUUUUGAUUUCAUGGUCACUUUAAAAACCUAGCAGGACAUCAAAUUGUAUCCUAUUCAUGCUAAAUGCCUGUACUGUCACAUUUUUUAUUUUAUUUUUUUUCAGCAGUUGAAAUGUUGUUUUGUUUCGAAUUAUGUGAUAUGAAGGCAUGAGUGGCUGGGUUUGCUCUCCCAUUAAAGUGUGUGUAGUUCUGGCACUAUUUUACUCACUGUAGUUGGAGAAGGGUAUCCUUCUUUAUGCAUGAGCACACAUUCACUUGGUCGUGCUAACACGCCAUUCCUUAAUAAAGGCCUAUUUGAAAAUCAUAAUUUGUGGUGUUAUGGUCUAGCAUCCAUUGCAUGUUUGAUUACUUGAAUCAUGUUUGAGUAAUGAAUCAUGCUUUUUACACAUAAAACGAAAUACAGUCACAUCAUGAGAUACGCUAUUUCAGCCCAUUCUCAG